AUGGCUGCAACUCGUGGACAGCCCCUCUCCAUCGAGAGUCUGCUACAGAAGCAGAAGGAAGAGAAAGAGGCCUCGUCAAAGCCUCGGUUCCUGACUAAAGAGCAGCGGGCGCAGCUUGCAAUCCAAAAGCGAGCGCAAGAACUCAAAGAAGAGCGUGAGAAGGGCGAACAAGCGCGGCGCGACCGCGACCGCCUUGAGCGGGAGGCAGAAGAAAUCCGUGCGCGAGAGAGGGAGCGCGAUCGCACGAGCAGGUAUGGCAAUGGGGUUGGUCGGUACAGAGACAGAGACAGAGAUGGAGGCAGGUAUGGCCGGAGGGAUGGGAGGGAUCGAGACAGAGACCGUGAAAGGGACAGGCGACCGCACGACGACCGACAUUCCUAUGUGCCACCUAUGACCGAGACCGAUCUUACAGCCAUCCGCUCGCGCUAUCUUGGUGUUGACAAGAAGAAGCGCAAGAUCCGCAAGAUGAACGACCGCAAGUUUGUCUUCGACUGGGACGAACAGGACGACACGUACAAUGCGGAGGCACCUGCGACUGUCGGAAGUCAACGACAGGGCGCGCAGAUCAUGUUUGGGCGUGGACAUAUUGCCGGCAUGGACGAUGGUGGUGGGACCGUGCCUGUGGCUAAAAAGAACGGCGUCGAGCCAAUGCAGCUGGCGGACCCGCUCGAAAGGAGGAAGGCUGCGAGAUCUGGUUUGGACGAGCGUCAUUGGACGGAGAAGAAGCUGGAGGAGAUGAAGGAGCGAGACUGGCGCAUUUUCCGAGAAGACUUCAGCAUUGCUACAAGGGGCGGCACGAUUCCCCAUCCUCUGCGGUCAUGGGAGGAAUCUAUCAUACCCCGCGAGAUUUUGGAGAUCAUUGACAAGAUUGGCUACAAAGACCCAUCACCUAUUCAGCGACAAGCUAUCCCAAUUGGGCUGCAGAACCGAGACAUUAUCGGUAUCGCUGAAACCGGUUCCGGUAAGACGGCCGCCUUUGUGAUUCCAAUGCUUGCGUUCAUCUCCAAGUUGCCGCUCUUCACGGACGAUAACAGACAUCUGGGUCCUUAUGCUCUCAUUAUGGCUCCGACUCGUGAGCUGGCCCAGCAGAUUGAAUCGGAAACGAAGAAGUUUGCGGGACCCCUGGGGUUCACUUGCGUGUCCAUCGUCGGAGGGCGUUCGGUGGAAGAGCAACAAUUCAACCUGCGUUCCGGUGCGGAAAUCAUCAUUGCUACGCCCGGUCGUUUAAAAGAUGUCAUCGAGCGACAUGUCAUUGUCCUCUCCCAAUGUCGGUACAUCGUCAUGGACGAAGCUGACCGGAUGGUGAACCUUGGCUUUGAAGUCGACCUCACCUUCAUCCUCGAUAAACUACCUAAUGAUACUAUGGUCGGCGAAGAUCAAGGCGAACAAAUGGACAUAGACGGCGAGACGAUGAUUAAGAAGGGCCGAACGCGAGUGACGACCUUGUUCUCCGCUACCAUGCCGCCUCCUGUCGAGCGUCUUGCCAAGAAAUACCUCAGAAGGCCCGCUAUCAUCACUAUUGGUGAAGCUGGUAGGGCCGUCGAUACCGUCGACCAGAAGGUCGAAUUUGUCAACGGAGAUGAAAAGAAGAAGCAGCUACUACUCGAGAUCCUUAACAGCGGAAUGUAUGCUGCACCUAUCAUCGUCUUCGUCAAUCAGAAGAAGACUGCAGACAUGGUGGCCAAGGACCUCCAGCGUGCUGGCUGGAACGCCGCUACGUUGCACUCCGGCAAGAACCAAGAACAGCGAGAAGCCGCGCUGCAGGCUCUGCGUUCGGGCGACUCAGACAUUCUUGUCGCCACCGAUUUGGCCGGUCGUGGUAUUGAUGUACAGGACGUCACUUUGGUUAUCAACUUCCAGAUGGCAAACACCAUCGAGGCAUAUGUUCAUCGUAUCGGUCGUACGGGUCGUGCCGGCAAGCAAGGUACCGCAAUCACGUUCCUGACGAACGACGACGACGAAGUCAUGUACGAUCUCAAGCAAGAGAUCUCGAAGAGUCCGGUCUCAAAGGUACCUAUAGAGUUGGCAAAACACGAGGCAGCGCAGCACAAGGUCUCAAGGGAAAUGAAGAGGAAGCGAGACGCAGAAGACCAAGGUUAA
Molecule: messenger RNA, 2100 nt
Organism: Postia placenta MAD-698-R-SB12
Lineage: Eukaryota; Fungi; Basidiomycota; Agaricomycetes; Polyporales; Adustoporiaceae
Exons: 12
Coding region: 1-2100 (699 amino acids)
Biological process (GO): mRNA splicing, via spliceosome
Cellular component (GO): catalytic step 2 spliceosome
Molecular function (GO): RNA helicase activity; RNA binding; ATP binding
Source: RefSeq, a predicted model, not a curated record